AACACGUUCCAUAUGAAGCAUAACAGUCUAUUCUCUCCCGUGUGCGUCAGGUGUGUUUAGAGAACGCCUUCCUCCUCUUGCACGCUUCUGCCGGUAACACCCACAAGUCAAACUUGAUCCCGAAGCAGCGCGAGGAUUACCAUUUCAUUCUCAACCUGAGAGCGCGCGCGCUGUCACCGUAAACGAAAAGCCUGAAAAAGGUUUAACAAACUGAGCUGCUGAACUGAGCUGUGUGACGGAAGGUCAGAGAACAGAGGUUGAGACAACUGAGAGGCUCAAAACGAAGAGGCUUGUACUGGGUUGUUGCGUGCCCAACGGGAGCUGCAGGUGUAUAUAUCAGGGAAAGCAACACAGGCAGACAGACUGAGGUAACUGGAGCAGAGGCCCUGACACUCCCUCCAGGACAGACUGAGAGAGAGAGAGAGAGAGAGAGAGAGAGACGCUCUGAGGUACCGACUUGCAGGACUUCUCCUACAGGGUCACCCAGCACAACAUGCAGGGGGAGAGUGAACACGAACACCAAGACGAUAACAUGGAAGCCACUGCCGUUAAAGAGACAAGGAGUGUAUCCAGCCAUAGCAACCCUGUCAACCCUAGCAACCCUAUCAACCCUAGCAACCCUAUCAACCCUAGCAACCAUAGCGCGACUGCGGAGCAAGGCCGAGACUCAGUCAACCGUAACGUCCGCACCAGAGGGACGUUGUCCCCCACGGAGGUUCUGUCUCUACGGGGUCUCAGGAAGACGCAGAACAGCUCGUUGGAGGAGGAAGAGAAGGUCUCCGGGACCAAUAAGAGGACGGUGCUGUCCAGAGGAUCUAAUCUAACCCGCUCCGGAAGUGUUAAGGACCUGAUUCACAAGUUCUCGGGCUCCUCGUCAGUCAAUGAAAACGACUCACCGGUUCUGUCAAUGGGCGGAUCCCUGCCCGAAGACUCUAACCGGCCAAUCAGGAUGUCCACAGCCAGAACUGUGAAGGUACUGGCCUAUCAGAACUCCCAGUCCAACCCAAACACAGCCACUCCCAGUAGUACCACGGUACAGACACAGAGCCCAGUCAGGAUGUCCACGGCCAAGUCCACCUCCCAGUCCAACCCAGCCAUUCACAGCAGCAGCACCAUAGAGAACCAGAACCCGGCACCUUCUAUCGAACUAACCCCUCCACCCAUGGAGUCUCAGCCCGGCCUUAAGGGGACGAAGACAGGCUCACCACAGCCCAGGAGUCCUUCAGACAGUCAUUCCCAGAAGGGCGAGGGCCAGAACCAGGGUGGCUCUCACAAAGAUUCCAUGGCAGGCUCUGGAUUGGCUUCGGAAUCAGACUUUAAUCCCAACAAGAGGCCUGAAAGUCCCCCGUCUGAAGACGAGCCAUCCAAUCCCAUCAAAGUCCGCCAGAACCCCAAAUACCAGCUGUACCUGAGUGGAGACGUGCCGGGGAACGGGUCCAGGGAUACGAAUGGAACAUUUGGGGGAGAGAACGGGAACGGGGUGGAACCCAGGAACAGUUCCCGUUGGGACAGCGCUAGUUCCAGAUUCGGGCCAAACUAUCACGGGUCCCUGGAGUCUCUGGCCUCUCGGGACUGGGACACCAUGUCGGACAGGCUGGGAGGUUUUGAGAGUCCUCCCAGGGUGUUCAACAGUCCCUACGCUACAGCGGCUUCCACGGACUACAACCCUGGCAUGUACCGGAUGUCAGAGUAUAAGGAGGGGUUGUCUCCAGCCACAUCAGAGCUGAACCUGUUCAACAGCUACAACAGCAGGAGUACCAGCCCUGUGCCCUCCUUCACCCGGACUGUGACCGCCCCACGUGCACCCUUCUCAACCUACGACACCAUCAGGAGGCGGGACCAGCAGGGGAUGUCAAGCCAACUCCACAUGCGUUCCACUGUGUCGUCUGUCGCUAUGCCCAACAAGAGAGACUACAUCGAGGAGUUGACCAGGCAGUUGGAUGCCUGUCAGAAGAGGAACCAGUUCCUGGAGGCAGAGAGCGUAGAGAUGGACAAGGAGAGGAACCAGAUCAGGUUGGAGAUGAGAAGCCUGUUGGUGAACAACGAGGACCUUCUCAGAACCAACAGUACCCUGCAGAUGGAGAUGAACAGGAUGAGGAUGAGGAUGGUAGAGCUGGAGAGAGACAACACGGCCAUGACGGAACGCUUCAGAGUUAUGGAGACGGAGCUGACCGAGGCCAGAGAGAUGAUGGUGGAGGCCAACACUCAGGAAUACGCCUUCAACUUCCUGCAGCAGUCUCUGAAGAAUAAGAUACAGGACGCUGAGGAGGCGCUGGAGAAGCAGUCGCUCCAUGCCGAGGGUCUGUCCGAGAAGCUGUGGCUGUCUGAGAGACAGUUGGAGGAGCUAGCGGGGGCCAAGGAGACACGGGACAAGAGGACAUCUGAGCUCAGUGACACUGUCUUCAGACUGGAGACUGAGCUCGGGGAGGCCCAACAGAGAGCCACCCAGGCCUCAGCAGAGCUCAGUCUGCACCAGAAGCUACGAGAUGGUGACCAGCUGAGGGUAAAGGAGCUGGAAGAGACGAUACUGGAGAAGGGUCAGGAGCUGCAGAGAGCCCAGCAGACUGUCAGCCGUCUCCAGGGACAGGUGUCUGAUAAGCUGAUAGAUAAGGAACGUUCCCUGGAAGAGGAGAUCCAGCUGAGAGAGAGAGUUCAGCUGCAGUUGAAGCAGGCAGAGAGGAGCGUGGAGGACCUGACCAUGGAGCUACAGACGGCUGCACAGACCAAGGAGGACCUGGACAAGCAACUCAAACAGGCUCAGGAGAAAGCGAUAGAUCUUGAGAGCGACCUGGAGGAGAUGCAGGACAGUGAACAGAGUUGGGCCAGGAAGCACAAGAGAGCCAUCGAACAGACAGAACAGCUCCAGCUGAAGUUGAUUCAGGAGACAUAUGUGAAUGAGCAGCUGGACAGUGAGAAGAUCAACCUGACGAGACAGCUGCGUGACCUGCGUGUGGCGAUGGAGGACCUUCACAGCUCCAGAGUCCAGGUGGAUGUGAUCACUAAGACAGAGAACCGGGUCAAGGAGCUGGAAACGCUCUCAGAGUGGAGGAGAGGAACAAGGUGGUGAUGAGCAACACCAUCAGUAAACUGGAGAGGAAGAUCAACGAACUGUCUGGUCAGCUGGAGGAGGAACAGAAGAUCAAUACAGAGCAGAAGGACCUGAUGACCCAGAGGAUGCGUUCCCUGAAGCGUCAGCUGAACGAGGCGGAGGAGGAGUCCAGUCGUAGAGACGCUCAGUACCGCCACACCCAGAGAGAACUGACAGAGGAGAGAGAGACCUCCAACAGACUACAGAGACAGCUCCUGGAUCAGCACCUUCAACUCAAACGUAAGGAGUCCACCAUGCAAAUGAGACAGACUCUGGAGAACCUGCGUCUGGAUCUCAGUGUAGAUGAAGAGGACCAGGCUGACCAACAUCCUCCAAGGCCUGAAUAAAGACAACAGCACCUCCUCAUUCUAGCCUUUUUCAACACACCUGUAUUGAUAAAGGUUAGAGUGAUACCCCCUAAUAACACCGCUAAUAGACUUGACAAGAAACAACACAUUCUACACUGGCACCAAUACUGUCAUUUAUCGUAGGAAAAGCCCACAAGUGAAGUGUUCAAACCUCCUUUAGCCUCUUUCUCUGUACUAUUGAAAUGUGUCUUUAGUUAUGGUUAUUAACUAAAGGUCCCAAUGCAGCUGUUAUUAUCUCAAUAUUAACUCAUUUCUGGGUAACAAGGAUCUUACUGUGAUUGUUUUCAAGUCAAAAUGGUCAAAAAGAAACUCAAAUUGAUUCUUUGCAAAGAGGUUGUUUUUUUUAUAAUACAUUUUUUUGCUGGGAGUGUCUGGGAGAGGGGAAACUGACAACUAGCUGUUAUUGGUAGAGAGGUUUUGGAACUCUCUUUCUCAUUGGUCUAUUAACUCAUUUACCACCUGGUGAUGUCACCAGAGUGGGGAAACUGACAACUAGCUGUUAUUGGUAGAGAGGUUU
Oncorhynchus gorbuscha (pink salmon) is the source of this 3973-nucleotide messenger RNA. Its product is annotated as myosin heavy chain, non-muscle-like. The coding region runs from base 494 to 3067 and encodes 857 amino acids. The transcript is spliced from 20 exons. Lineage: Eukaryota; Metazoa; Chordata; Actinopteri; Salmoniformes; Salmonidae. The record is from RefSeq and is a predicted model, not a curated record.